AUGAGGGAAGAGAUCUCAAUGCUAGAAAAGAAUUCUACAUGGGAGAUGGUUGAAAGACCUGGUAACAAACCAGUUGUGAGUGUGAGAUGGAUUUUCAAGACAAAGCUGAAUCUUGAUGGUUCUAUCCAAAAACACAAGACAAGGCUUGUAGCUAAGGGAUACACACAGAAGCCUGAGGUUGAUUUCAAUGAAACCUUUGCCCUAGUAGCAAGGUUGGAUAUAAUUAGAACCCUCAUUGCACUGGCAACUCAAAAAAAUUGGAAACUUUUCCAAUUGGAUGUGAAAUCAGCAUUUCUAAAUGGAGUGUUGAAAGAGGAAGUCUACAUUGAGCAACCUGAAGGAUUUGAAGUUAAGGGUGCAAAAGAUAAAGUCUAUAAGUUAAGAAAGGCUCUCUAUGGCUUGAAGCAAGUACCAAGGGAUGAUAUUGUUUACACUGGAAGUUGCAAUGAGAUGUUGAAAAAGUUCAAGGAUGAUAUGAUGAACAAGUAUGAGAUGACUAAUCUUGGCUUGUUGCAUCACUUCCUUGGAAUGGGAGUAAUCCAGAAAGAAAGGAGAAUUUUCAUUCACCAACAGAAAUAUGCCAAGACUCUGUUGAAUAAAUUUGGCUUGAAGGACUGCAUUGAUGAGGAGACCUACAGGAAAAUAGUUGGGAGCUUACUGUAUCUAAUAGCAACUAAGCCUGACAUCAUUGAUUGGAGUGGUUCAGAGGAUGAUAUGAAAAGCACAUUUGGGUAUGCUUUUUCAUUUGGCAGUGGUGCAUUUUCUUGGGCCUCAGUGAAGCAAAGUAGUGUUGCUUUAUCAACUGCAGAGGCUGAAUAUGUAAGUGAUGUUGAAGCAACAACUCAGGAAAUCUGGCUAAGAUUUGUGCUGUGUGAUUUUAGAGAGGAGCAACUAGAAGCUACACCAAUUAUGUGUGACAAUACUUCUGCUAUAGCUAUGUCUAAAAAUCCGGUGUUCCAUCAAAGAUCAAAGCACAUAGGAAGAAAGUUUCAUUUUAUCAGAGAUGCAAUUCAAGAAGGAGUGGCAGACUUCUUCACAAAGGCAUUGACAAGAGAAAGGUUUUGCUGUCUAAGGGAGUUACUUGGAGUAAAAUCAGUAAAACAUUUAGAAGGGAGUGUUGAUGUGUAA
Messenger RNA from Prunus armeniaca (apricot), 1128 nucleotides. NCBI's taxonomy places the organism in Eukaryota, Viridiplantae, Streptophyta, Magnoliopsida, Rosales, Rosaceae. The record is from the annotation of a GenBank genome assembly.